AUGGCGAACAAGCCUCAAUGGGAGCUGCUCGCCGAGGCGUUUGUCAACCACUACUACUCCGUGUUCGAUACGGAUCGUACUCAACUAGCAGCGCUUUACCGCGAAGUUUCGAUGUUGACGUUUGAAGGCAACGCGUGCAUGGGCGCGAGCGCGAUCACCGAGAAGCUGGUGUCGCUCCCGUUUCAAAAAGUGCGCCACCAGGUUGUCACGUGCGAUGCGCAACCAGUUUUGCCGGAAAGUUUAAACGGGGUGCUGGUGUUCGUCAACGGCGACCUGACAGUGGAUGACAGUAACCAGCCGAUCAAGUUCGCCCAGGUAUUUCAUUUGUUACCGGAUCAGGGCAACCCUGGAAUGUUCUGGGUAUACAACGACUUGUUUCGAUUAAACUAUGGAUAG
Messenger RNA from Cyanidioschyzon merolae strain 10D, 396 nucleotides. RefSeq names its product similar to nuclear transport factor 2. Lineage: Eukaryota; Rhodophyta; Bangiophyceae; Cyanidiales; Cyanidiaceae. The record is from RefSeq and is a predicted model, not a curated record. Bases 1 to 396 code for a protein of 131 amino acids. Gene Ontology annotation, biological process: nucleocytoplasmic transport. Gene Ontology annotation, cellular component: nuclear pore central transport channel. The transcript has a single exon.